AAAGAAUUCAUGAAAAAUAUCCUAAUAUAAAAAAAAAGAUUGAUAAAGCUUUGAAAAUCACUUCAGAAAAUUGGAUAGAACGAAGAAAAUUAUUUGAAUUUGUAAUGCAGAUUGUUUCUGAAGAAGGAAAUAAAACGGCUCAGAAUGAUAAUGAUAGAAACGAGGCAAUUAAAGAACUGUAUAAUUUGUUAGUUGGUCAAGAAAUUAACUUUCAACAACAAGUAAAGAAAUAUUUCCAAGAACAGAAAAGAAAAAAUCAAGAUAAUCGCUUAUUUCACAUGUUUUCAAGAUUAAAACAAUUAUUUGACAUUGACUCCGAUAUUAAAGACAUAGUUUCAAAUGUAGAUGCCGAAAUUAAACAAAAAAUUAAAAUGAAAACUGACAGUCAAUUUAUUCAGGAUCUCCAUAGUUAUAAAUUUGUGAAUACUGAUGAGAUCACGGAAAAUAGUAUUACAUCUCGUUUUUUAGACGAAUAUCAAGAAUGGAGAAACAAUGUAUUCCAUUCACAAAUAAAAAAAAGCAUACCAAAAUAUUCAGAUCGAUCAAGAGAAAUUAAUUCAAGGCUUGAAGAUGAAAGCAAAAAAACUCAAGAACAAAUUACUGAUAGUGAAUUUCUCAGGAUUUGUGAAGAAAUUGAAAAAAAACAUUCUGAAGGGCCUAUACUUAAAAUCGAAAAAGUUCAAUAUGGUAGUCUUCGAG
Molecule: messenger RNA, 699 nt
Organism: Racocetra fulgida
Lineage: Eukaryota; Fungi; Glomeromycota; Glomeromycetes; Diversisporales; Gigasporaceae
Source: the annotation of a GenBank genome assembly